UUAAAACAAGCAAACAGAAAAAGACACAGUAUAAAGCAAUAUACUGCAUAUAGCAAUAUACUGUAUGCACAACAUAAUCACACAAAGUAAAAUCUAAAAACACAUGAUUUCAUAAAUUACCAAAUAAAAAACGUGACUGUACAGCAUGACUAAGGAAGCGUGUUUAUAUUCUGCUGGCAAAAUACUAACAAUCUAUCAUCUUGCAGGGAAAAUCAUGAUCAUUUUGCUGUUACCAGGCAACCAAUGCUUAAUACAUGAGGACAAGCUUUGGAGGACCACAGUGCAUGUAGCGAAGCAGCUGACAGCUGCCCACCUCCACCGCUCUCACCUUAGUUAGUCAGCAAGAUAUGCUGCAUUGCAUCAAGAGCUCAUGGCAGACUUCUGGAGAUGAACUCAGUUAAUGUCACAGACUGGAGGAUGGGAUGUGCUAAUGGUGACAUCUGCUUCCAGAGACAACAAAACAGCUCUUUAUAUAUAGCCUUAUGCAAAAUGCAUUAUCAUUUAAUCAAUAAUGAAAGUAAUCAUUCAUUUUGUCUAUGGAAGUCAUGUCAGAAUUGAUAUUCUUAUCACAAGUUUCCCUCUCAUCACCUAUCAGAUUAUCUCUUAUGUUGACAGUUAAAUAAUUAAAUAUUCAGUCAAAAAUCUUCCCAAACUGGUUCUUCUUAUCCAAAAAAGUGUUAUCCAAUAGCAUUUAGAGGCCCAAUGUGUUUCCAUGUGGAGGGUCUUGUCAUAAACAACUUUAUAUAUUUCGCUCUAAAACAUACAUUAUGCAGUGUGGUGAUGCUAUUGUUUCUCAUUUGUCAGCCAAACAAUGACACCAAGAUACUGGCAUGAUUUGUUUUACACUUCUCCCUGUCAAUCACUCGGCGAGAGUGGGCGUCAUAUCAUUUCUCAAAAAUUCCAGUGUAGUAAGUUUUUCAGUUCUGGCAUGGGUAGUGCGGUGUCAUGCUAAGAAAAUAUGAAAGGGCCUCUGGCAUGGCAGGCAGUGCGGACAGAUGGUUGGUCCAGCUCAGACGUACAAGGAGAAGCCCCAGCAGAAUGCAUGAAUCAUCAUUCCACCAACUGUUCCUCUCAGCAUGUCCUCAGAAUUCAACUCACUCGCUCCUUGUUUUCAUGGCCUGACAAAAAUGUUGUGUUAUGGUGAAUAAAUCACUCAACAACAUCAUGAUGAAGUGAUGCUACACCUUCAAGCAGGGCUGCAGGUCUGCAGGUCUGCAGGUCUGUAAUAUCACCGGCAGCUGGAAGUGUCUCUGAUCUCGAAAAGCUUGGACAGAUGUGCUUUGACCAGUAAAAUAUUUAUAGGGAUCUGGCAUUAAGGUUUGUGGUGUCCCUCAAGAAAGCUACUUUUGCUGCAGACUCACUUUUACUUCUUACUUAAAAUGAUCACUAGUUGUGGACAGCAUGCCAAAAAAAAAAAACCAAAAAAAAAAACCAAACCCAACAGCUCUUCACAGCAGGACCCGACUGUAUUCCAUCUGUUUACAAUUCAGAAAAAUUUCACAGCAGAUGUUCAUUCAGAAAUGUUAAGUCAAACAGGAGAUUAUUAUUAUUAUUAGCUGAGCAGAAAGGGAGAAAAUGGAGAUUCAAGAGGGAAAAUUCAUUAAAAACAAGGCACUUUACAAUAUUGCGGUUAAAAUGUGUGUAUUUCAAAUUAUUUGUGCUUUAAUUGUAGAGAAAGGUGCUUUUUCAGACAACUACACCCUUAACUUAUCCCAAUAGAGCUGCUAUGAUUAUAAUCAGUGAUGUAGCUAUAAAUUAAAGGACAGCAAACAACUGCAUGACCUCAGCUUAUCUAGAAAAAUGUAUUCUAUUAGCAAGAUUGCACUAUUUAUGUUCCCCUCCCAGCCGUAUUCUCUUUGACAGUGGGAUCUAUUUUCAGAGUUUCAUGUGGUAAAGUUAAAAUAAAAAGGGUGGAUAUAUUGUUUUUAUGCUGUCCCUUUCUGUUGUUAUAUGUCAUUGGUCCACAUUUCCCCCCCACACACACUAUCAAGAGUGCAUUCACAUUUCCACCAUGUCUUUUCUCAGUGGGAAUCCAGCUACACGGCACUGCAGCUACACGACUACAGAUAACAGAUUCGUUGGUUUAGCAGCCUACGUGUGUGUCUCUUGAUUCUGCAGUUAUGUUACACCAGCACCAGGUAGCCUCUGCUGAAAGGUAGCAGGUAUGUUGGUGUGUGUCAGUCAAAGCUGAUGGAGAGGCGGAUUGGCUUCUUUCAGCCCGCGGGGCUCCAGGCUCCACCUCUCCAUCAGACGCCUGCCUGUACUGCGCUUGUUGCAGUGAGCGCGGAGGGUUUGUGCGCUCUCAGGUUACGCGUGUGAAGUUGUGUACAAGAGGAUAUCGAAGACAUCCAGCUACUUAGAGAAGGAACAAAGUAGAGGCUCACUUCUGUCGUUUCACUCUUUAAACUGGGGAAUACAAUUGAGUCCUCGGACAGGGGCUGCGAAAAAGCAAGAAAACGAGUUUGUGGCAUUUAACUGAGAGACCAAGCAUACCCAACAGUAUGCGGUGCAGUUAUGGCAGGCAAGGGUAAGACAGUCGUGAGGACACUGGAGGAUUUAACGCUUGAUUCUGGUUAUGGUGGAGCCGCGGACUCGGUCAGGUCGUCCAGCGUGUCGCUGUGCUGCUCCGACACGCAUCAGUCCCUCUCACAUGGGGCCAACUGCUGGCAUCUGACGGAAUCCAUGCACAGCAGACAAAACAGUUUGGACACAGUCAACACAGUCCUGGCGGAGGACACGGAGAUACUGGAGUGCUCGGGUCAGUGCGCAAAGCUGCCCGAGCUGGAGGACGUGCCAUGGAGCCUCGGCGAGGUGGAGGGCGCACUGAGGAAAGACGUGGAGCUGAUGGUGGGCAACCCGCCACCGGAGGUCUUGGCUCGGCUGUCGGCUCUCAUCAGCCGCGCGCUGGUGAGGGUGGCACGGGAGGCGCAGCGGCUCAGCCUGCGGUACGCCAAGUGCACCAAGCAUGAGCUCCAGAGCGCCAUCAAGGUGGUGCUCUCAUGGACCAUCUCCGUCAACUGCAUCACGGCGGCUCUCAGCGCCCUGUCCCUCUACAACAUGAGCACCGGGGACAAGUUCAGCCGAGGCAAGUCGGAGCGCUGCGGGCUGGUCUUCUCCGUGGGGAAGUUCUUCAGGUGGAUGGUGGAUAGUCGGGUGGCCCUCAGGAUCCACGAACACGCUGCCAUAUACCUCACCGCCUGCAUGGAGAGUCUGUUCAGAGAGGUGUUCAGCCGCGUCCUUCGCAGCGCCCUGGUGGAGAGGGACAACGGGAUCCCCAAGUUUACGCUGGAGUCGCUGGAGCAAGCCAUCAACAACGACUCGGAGAUCUGGGGUCUGCUGCAGCCAUACCAGCACCUCAUUUGUGGCAAGAAUUCAAGUGGUGUGCUGAGCCUGCCAGAGAGUUUGAACCUGCACCGGGACCAGCAGCGCUCAGGGAGGGGCAGUGAGUGUCAGGGAUACACCCAGGCUGAGCUCCGCACACUGGAACAGUCGCUGCUCGCAACCCGGGUGGGCAGCAUCGCGGAACUGAGUGAUUUGGUAUCCCGGGCCAUGCACCACCUCCAGCCACUGCACAUCAAGAACCCCAGCAAUGGGACUCCAGUCCACCAGAAGACCAACACCAUAGUCCACUGGGAGCCCGAGGCCCUCUAUACCCUGUGUUACUUCAUGCACUGCCCACAGAUGGAAUGGGAGAACCCCAAUGUUGAGCCCUCCAAAGUCACCUUACAGACUGAGAGGCCGUUCCUGGUACUGCCUCCGCUGAUGGAGUGGAUCCGGGUGGCAGUCGCCCACACUGAGCACCGACGAAGUUUCUCUGUGGACAGCGAUGAUGUGAGGCAGUCCGCCAGACUGCUGCUCCCCGGUGUGGACUGUGAACCUCGACAAAUAAAAGCGGAGGAUUGUUUCUGUGCCACCAGAAAGCUGGACGCAGCCUCCACUGAGGCCAAGUUCCUGCAGGAUCUGGGCUUCAGGAUGCUCAACUGCGGACGGACGGACCUGGUCAAGCAGGCCGUGAACCUGCUGGGGCCUGAUGGCAUUAACAGCAUGAGCGAACAGGGAAUGACCCCUCUCAUGUACGCCUGCGUCCGCGGUGACGAGGCCAUGGUCCAGAUGCUGCUCGACGCCGGAGCCGACAUCAACAGCGAGGUGCCAAGCACAGUAAACAAGCACCCCUCAGUUUAUCCUGAAACGCGCCAGGGGACACCACUCACUUUCGCCGUGUUACACGGACACGUCCCUGUCGUGCAGUUGCUGCUGGAUAAUAGAGCGAAUGUGGAGGGCGCCCUGCAGGAUGGGGCGGAGAACUACACGGAGACCCCGCUUCAGCUGGCUGCUGCUGCAGGUAACUUUGAGUUGGUGAGUUUGCUUUUGGAAAGAGGGGCCGACCCCAUGAUCGGGACCAUGUGUCGAAACGGCAUCUCCUCUGCCCCACUGGGAGACAUGAACUCAUACAGCCUGGCAGCAGCACAUGGCCACAGGAAUGUAUUUCGGAAGCUCCUGGCCCAGUCAGAGAAGGAAAAGGGGGAUGUGCUGUCCCUGGAGGAGAUCCUGGCCGAGGGUUCGGAUCCCGGGGAGAAGAGGUUGGCACCGCAGGCCAAUGGCGGAGGGACCCUUCGAACAGGAAAGGCCAAACUGAGGGCCCUGAGAGAGGCCAUGUACCAUAGCGCAGAGCACGGCCAUGUGGACAUCACCAUAGACAUCCGCAGCUUAGGCGUUCCCUGGACGCUGCACACCUGGUUCGAGUCCCUGCGUACCUGCUUCAUCCAGCACCGCCGGCCGCUGAUCCAGGGCCUGCUCAAAGACUUCAGCUGCAUUCAGGAGGAAGAGUACACAGAGGAGCUCAUCACGCACGGCCUGCCGCUCAUGUUCCAGAUCCUCCGAGCCAGCAAGAAUGAGGUAAUAAGCCAGCAGCUGUCAGUCAUUUUCACCCAGUGCUACGGGCCCUUCCCCAUUCCAAAGCUGACAGAGAUCAAGAAGAAACAGACCUCCCGCUUAGACCCCCACUUCCUUAACAACAAGGAGAUGUCUGAUGUUACUUUCCUGGUGGAGGGGAAACCGUUUUAUGCACACAAAGUUUUGCUGUUUACAGCUUCACCCAGGUUCAAGUCACUGCUCCAGAACCGACCAGCAGCAGAGAACACCUGUAUUGAGAUCAGCCAUGUCAAGUACAAUAUUUUCCAUCUGGUCAUGCAGUAUCUGUACUGUGGAGGCACUGAAUCUUUGCACAUACGCAACACUGAAGUUAUGGAGCUCCUGUCUGCCUCCAAAUUCUUCCAACUAGAGGCCCUUCAGAGACACUGUGAGAUCAUCUGCUCCAAGAACAUCACCACAGAAACCUGCGUGGACCUCUACAAACAUGCCAAGUUCCUUGGGGCCACGGAGCUUACUGCUUUCAUCGAGGGCUAUUUCCUGAAGAACAUGGUGCUGCUGAUUGAACUCGACAGCUUCAAGCAGCUGCUGUACGAACCUCCUCCCGCCGAGAGCCCGGUGUCCAGCUUGUCCAGCCCCGGCAUCUGCUUCGACAUCCUCCAUGACCUGGAGAACACUUUGGCCACGCGCAUCCGCUCCAUCCACCUCUCCACCUCCAAGGGCUCCGUGGUGUGACGUCGUCCUCUCCGAAGCCCUCCGAUCCAGGCACAGCAUCCAUGUAACACCACUUUUAAUGACCAGUGCCCCGCUACAGCCCUGCCCACCUGCCCUGGCCCCACUGCUGAGGAGGGGCUGUCGGAUAUUUUUAUGUCAGGGAUUCCCUUUAAUUCUGCCUGUUGCAGCCCCCUUGAGAGUUAAGGUUGGCAUACAUGACCAAAUCAGAGAGAGAACUUUCUCGCCUUGUCAGAGCCUUGAACUCUGUUGUCCUAAUGGCUCCCACUGAUCACUUCACACCCCUACAGUAAGAAAAAACUGUAAAAAAAAUAAACAGAACUGACCCAGCAGUAUCACUUAGACCUAAUCGUGAAUAUGAAACUUAUUGUAUUUCAUAUAGGAUACAUGCAUGAAAUACAUUCUGUACACCUCUUUUCGCUUAAAAAGGUAGAGUAGAAAUUUAACUCAAUAAAAGCAGCUUUCUCAUCAUCUCUGAUAUGAGACUUUGGUUUACAAACAACAUCACUUUAUGGAAGUGGAUGCCAUUGCAGUAUAAAGUUUGACACAUGCCAAAAUAUAAUCCUACUAUACAACCAAUCAAAGUUACUAGUAGCAAUGCCAGGAGACUUGGAACUUAUUUACAUUUCAUUCUGUCACUUCUAUGUUGGAUACGUUUCACUGUGUUAUAUCUACUCUGUGCAGAGGCCAAACUGAUCACAGGAACUUCCACCGUGGCCGACACUGCAGCGCUGAUUGAACUAAAGACGGCCCACUCAGUGAAAUCUAUGCUGACGUAUGCUUGAAACAUGGAUGUCCAACUGGGAAAUUUACUUGUGAUAACUCCACGAACACUGUCGACUUUUUUGCAUGACACCUACUCAACUGAGCUGCCCUGAUAUUGCUUUUUAUGCAGAGCUUACUUCAUGGACCACUUUCGCAAAGGGGAAGUAAGGGAAAACGCUGCUUAUUAACUUUCUAUCCACUGCAAAACAGACUGAGCGGGAUUUGGAGACGGAUUUCGAUUGGCAGGGACUUUCUCUUUAAAGAUAUUUAAAGCAAAGUGUAAAUACGUCCUUAAAGUCAUCGUGCUGGUCGUUCUUUUUUUGUAAACUGAUGUACAGUAUUCUCCUACGCUUGGCUGAUGACACCAGUCUCAUUGAAUGUGCUCCCUGAACAGUUUGUUCCUGCUGUAUGUGUCUGUUUAUGCAAAAGUUGCAUGUUUAAUCUGUUUGUUUGAAUCCUCCGUUUCGCUUUAGGUGUGCUUUCUGUGUAGAUCGGUAGAGCUGAGUAGGUUGUUGAUUGUUCCUGUUGAAGUCCAAUCAAUUCCCUUCAAUUAUUUUGCUAUUUCUGAUACAUUCCAAAUUAUCAGGGUAGAUCACGAGAUGCAUUUUAAAGUCAGUUUUUGUUUUAGGCUUCACCUCAGCUGAAUUUCUCAAUGACAUCAUUUCUGUGACAGAAAAGUUGAAUUCUCACACACUGUCAACAGAGUUUAUUAGAGACACAACAAUGUUACGUGACUCACAAAGUCAUCCACCUGUUUUUAGGCAAAUUUUCAUUUUGCGCAUAAAAAAAACCCGAGUGGACACGCCCAAAAUUCAAAAAACAGCAGAAAUAUCUCAAAAAAGUUUUUACGGUUGGCAGAGGUGGAAAAGUUGGUAGAUAACAAUCAAUAAAAGCAAAAUGCAACAAAGUGCAAUGGAAAUUGACUUAGUGAAUAAAUGAUGACGUACAUGAAGCGUCUACUGAAGCUUCCACUGAGGAGACAAAAAAUGGCAGGAGAUGAAAACAUCAGAUCUGUGUGGAGCACUGACUGUAUAUAAAGAUGGACGACAUGACAGCUCCCCAAAAGUGAAGCCAAAACAUCUUGAUCGCCCCCGGUGGCUGGCUGCAGUAUAGGUCAUAACCCCCCGACCCCUCCAUGUUAGCGGAUGGGACAUGAGCCAAACUAAAGACUCGAAGUACAUGUCAAAUUUUUAUUUAUGUAUUUAUUUUUGGUCAUUUUAGGUAGUUCUUAUCACACUGAUGUGUGUUCAAGUGUUCGUUUUUCUGAUAAGUUUGGUUCUAAUUAGUUAUUUGAUGCUAUAAAAAGCUCAGCCUCAGCUGUCACGAUUGACAGCUGAGGCUCGCUCGCGAUUGAGUCGGCCAGGUUUAUGGGCAGGACCUCGAUACCACGGCUCCAACUCCGAUCCCAACUGCGUAGACUCUGGCUCCAAAUGACAUCACCAGCGCAAGAUGGCAGUUCCCAUAUCCGGAAUAUUUUGGUUUCAUUUUUGUACAGUGGGAGGAAGUGAAGACGUGUCGUCCAUCUUUAUAUACGGUCUAUGGUGUGGAGCGAUGAGGAGACUGUACCGUUUCUCAAAUGAAUACAUGAAACAAACAUAAAUGUCAUAUUUCCAUCAUGUUUUCCACUUCGUUUUCAUUUGUUUGAGGUUUGACUGGCACUCUUUUAAUUACGUCAUCUCGUUGCGCCCUCCUCUUCUGCAAUGCACCCGACUGGAGAAUUAGUGCAACCAACUGUUUAUCUCGAUGAACAAAUUCUUAAUAUUCACAUGACAGUAGCUGGUGGAAACAUGCAUUCAUUUGCAUUUUCUUUUCCUGAUUUUAUGGAAAUUAAUUUAAAAUUUGCACUAAAUUCUGAUGGAAACUUGGCUACUGUUGAAGCACUUCUACUGCUUGGAAAAGCCUGAAACUCUCCCAGUUGAAUCAACAGUACAAAAGAUUAACAACUGUGUAAGAAUAUAUCAGUUUUUUUGAUAAAAAGUUGAAGGUACAAUGUGUACAUAAAAACUUCAACGUUAAUUACAACUCCCAAAGUGCAUAUCAGCAAUAAACAUCCAAUCACAGGGCUUAAAAUGUCUGUGACCAAAAUGUUGUGUCUCUAAUAAACUCUGUGCGGAAUGCCUGCAGAAACAUGAUCGCAUUUUCCUACACACCUGUCCACAAGGUGUGCUUGAGAUUAUACUUAUCAAUUCUAAACAGGACCAAAUGCUAAACCAGCCACCCAUUAUUCAGCAGCAGCCCCGGGGUAUAAGCCCAAUGAUGCACACUCGCUCAAAAAGGGUAAAAACUUCAAGCAGUUCAACAAUAUUUGAAUAAAACCCAGUUGACUCGACCACGACCCCUCUCAACCAGAUACAUCCCAAUUUAGGAGGAAAUCAUAGAACCUAUGGUAUAUUUUAUGAAUGUAACAAUGCAACAAACAUUGAAUAUCUACAAAAUGUGCAAUGUUGUCCAGCAACAAACCAAAAAAAAAAAAAGAUGCCUACUUCUGUUUCCAAUUGCUUACAAUGCAAAUGUCUCUACAGUGUCUUCAUACUUUGUGAUGUUGUGUCGACAUUAAUCCGACUGUACCUUUAGAUAAGAGACAAAUGUUAUGACUUAAAAUAUUGUAGCACACUCAAAAUUACCUACAUAUUUGUUUUGGGCCAAACAUUUUAAGAGAAACAUAUAGGCAUAUAAGAGUUGGUUUUUAGUUCUGUAAAUAGUUACAGAAAAUGAAAUACAGAUAUUAUCCUACGACUUUAUUUUCAUACCUACAUACAUAGCACUAUAUAUUUUAUUUUACAUUCCACAGCUAUUUUGUUUUACAAAAGUGAAAAAGAUUAUAUAAAAAGAUGCUUUAAAGUUUUGAAAUUAAGCAAUAUUUCCACAAGACUGUAUUACUUUGAGUAGUACAAUGAAUAAUAUGCCACAGGAUAUGGAGCUACAGUACAAAUGUGAAUUGAAAGACAUAACAUAGACAAAUGUGACUGAAAAAGCCUGAAUAUACUAUUUUUGUUUAUAUGUUUGUGACAUCCCAUGGUGUAUUUUCUUUUAAAUGUAUUUCACUCAUUUUAAAAGAAUAUUUCUAACUUACAGGCUGACAGUCUGUUGAUUUUACCCUGGUAGCUUUAAUGAAGCUGAUCAUUUAUUUAGACUAAUUCUGGUUGAAAUAAUUAAUCUUUACAACAUAUUUUCCUUUAUAUUCAAUCAUUAUACAUGCCCACAUUUGAAUUGAAACUUGCUAUUUAAAGGUGAAAUGUAACUUAAAGAUGCAAACCAUUUUGUCUCCACAGAGGUAAAAAGGUUCAUAAUGAUGUCAAGCACUUUUUGUGCCAGUGUUACUGUAGCCUCACACACUCAGAAGCAUUAGUAUUUUAACAGUGAGCUUAAGUAUAAGUCUUAUUGUGAUCCAAAAGCAGCUGAAUAUGGCUUUAGAAUAAGAGAAUAAGCCAACAGACUUUAAGCUUUUCUCUGUUUUUUAUUAGUCAUAAUGUUAUGCCAUUAGCAAAAGACUAACCCGCCCCUGUACUGGCGCUUUUGAUUCGAAACUGGGUCAAAGCCCGUAGAGUAAAUGUCAGUUCGCAUGGCUCUUCUUGUUUAAUGUUGUUAAGGAUGUGCUUUGUACACCAGCUUUGUCUAACUAGGCUCUCCCCUUAAUUUGUCUGAGCAUUUAUUCGCCUGCGUAUUUGUUCCUGGUAAUAAACAACAUUUCUCCUAGACGCAGUGGAAACAUGCAUGGGAUAUUCACUAGAUUUCGAAUCCACAGGGGGGGGGGGGUGAACUUUUGCUAUUAAUUUUUCCUUUGAUGAGAACAUGUACAUUGUACAAAAUAUAUAUAUGAUAUAUAAAUUAUACAUGGUGUGAGAAGCAGGGACGUGGUGGAGUAUAACAACUAAAAGGAAUGUUACACUCGUGCUACAGUUUCUGUCGUUCCAUGACAUGCUUUUGUGGACAGCUAAUAAACGACUAGAGUUUAAACCGUA
Messenger RNA from Siniperca chuatsi (mandarin fish), 10328 nucleotides. RefSeq names its product BTB (POZ) domain containing 11a (gene abtb3a). Bases 2515 to 5604 code for a protein of 1029 amino acids. Gene Ontology annotation, molecular function: protein heterodimerization activity. The transcript is spliced from 17 exons. Lineage: Eukaryota; Metazoa; Chordata; Actinopteri; Centrarchiformes; Sinipercidae. The record is from RefSeq and is a predicted model, not a curated record.